Molecule: messenger RNA, 522 nt
Organism: Closterium sp. NIES-67
Lineage: Eukaryota; Viridiplantae; Streptophyta; Zygnematophyceae; Desmidiales; Closteriaceae
Source: the annotation of a GenBank genome assembly
GUGCAAAUGAAUUGAUUGACCAUCUACAAGGAGCUCGCUAUUUUCCGAAUAUCGAGCUUUGUAACGGUUACCAUCAGAUUCAUUUUUUCUCUGACAACUGCCACAAAACCGUGUUUCAUACUCGCCACGGGAGUUACGAAUACACUGCCAUGGUGUUUGAGUUAACGAAUGCCCCCUUAACGUUACAGUUGACAAUAAACGGUGGUAACGACGCGGUUCUCGUCGUCGUCGACCGCCUCACAAAAAUGGCUGAUCUCGCCUAUUCAUCUCCUGCAUGGUCAUUCGCCUGCAUGGUAUCCCUACUGCAAUCAUCAGCGAUAGAGUUCCAAUUUCACCUCGUGAUUUUGGCACGGCACGUGGAACAGAUAUGGCAUAUGCCUAGAGUUUUCUUCCGCCUAUCACCCGCAAACCGACGGCCAGACAGAACUAACAUUUCAGUCCAUGGAACCAUUGAUUCCUUAACUACGAGAUGGAGGCCUCGCAUUCAGCAAAGAUAGCCUGGAUCCACUUGGCAGCAUCGGG